Molecule: messenger RNA, 3842 nt
Organism: Exophiala dermatitidis NIH/UT8656
Lineage: Eukaryota; Fungi; Ascomycota; Eurotiomycetes; Chaetothyriales; Herpotrichiellaceae
Exons: 1
Coding region: 524-1669 (381 amino acids)
Source: RefSeq, a predicted model, not a curated record
CUUCACUUCAUCCACUAUAAAUUCCUCGGAGGCUGACGCGGUUCUUGCUCUAACCGUAUCGUGGCCGUCAAACAGGUGCAGGUGGACAGCCAGUCACACAAAGACUGGGAUUCGGCCCAAAAACGAAAUACCGCACGUGGCUUCCGACAGGCGAGGCUGCAAAGAAAUCAACCACAAGCCGACGUCGGCGGAGACGGUCUUUGAAAGGCGAAUUCGCAGAAUUCGACUCGACCAGGCUCACUGCGCGCAUGUUUGCGGCUCUUGGAUUGCAAAAUAUUCGACUCAUCCAGUCCUCAACAGAGCAGUGUUAUUACAGUAGUAGGGAAGCAUCCAUCAUCCCUCCAGCAGAUUGCGCCGACUGGUUAAGCCGUCCUAUACCGAUUAUAUAUCAUCCAAGUUCAACGGACGGAAAACGGUACAUGAUCUAUCACUAACUAGCAACACAACCCUUCGGCUUUCAAAAUUAUUCAUUCUGUAGACCAUACAGCGCAGUGGACGAUAUAUACUCAGAACUCUUUGUCUCAUGGACAAGUCAGACGCGGGCCCGUCUCGGCCAGCGGAGGUGCCAGCACCGGCACCCAUAGCAACAUCAAUUUCUAUCUCUCAAUCAUCACCAAAAUCAAGUCCCGCAGCAUCGUCCGCGGCGUCAACGACAGUCACCACGCCCGAACAAUCACCUGGCGCGGACGACGAUAUCUGGGACAUUUCAUCCGAGUACCACGAUGACGCGCAGCAUCAACAACAACAACUCCACAGGACAAACUCAUUGUCGCAUAAUGGCCAUGGAGACACCCCUGGAGACGAUGGCCCACGCCCUCAAAGAGGCGAGAUCUUAAGUGAUAUCCCGUCCCUCCGUCGCCAACACAUGACGGACGGGUACCGCGAGGGUUUGGCCGUCGGCAAAGCCCGCGUCAUGCAGGCCGGGUUUGAUGCCGGGUACCCAUUUGGCGUGGAGAUUGGACUACGUGUUGGCAAGGUCUUGGGGGUUCUAGAGGGGACUGUGGCUGCUGCAUCAGCUGCUGGUGGUGGUGGUGCUACGAGCACGAGUGCGAGUACAACCACAACUACGAUUGCGACUGCGACUGCGGGCAGUAGGAGUUCCAGUCACAGCAAAAAUACGGGGAUCGGGAUAGGUGUUUCUUCGGAUGAUGAUCGAGCGGUUGGAGUUGGUAGCAAGAUCGAGCUCACCGAAAGUCCCUCUGAUAGAGAUAGAAGCAGCACCAGCAGCAUCGGUUUGGACGUCCAAUUUGUGCGCAGUCUGCUCGACCGUGCAAAGGAGGAGCUGAAAAUCUCCGAGUUGUUGAAGAUGUUGGAUGAUGCGAAGAUUGCCCGGCUGGAAGAAACAGGAACCGACACAAAAGCCGCAGCAGAAACCACGUUGCCUGCUGCAGGCGAGGAAGAACCACCGGCGGCUAGAGAGACCAAUGAGUCCAAAGCGGCUGGUGCAAGCACGGGUUUGGCAGGUCAGGAACAGGCACGACAAGAAGGCGAAACGCCGCAAGAGACUCAAUCUCCAGCUCCAGCUCCAGCAUCAGAAGACGCAGCAUCAGUCGCGGGAAACAAUCAACAUGACCAGAACAACAGCAACAUUUCAAUUCCUGUGCUGCCGCCCGAGAUUGAGGCGGUGAUAGCAAGAUGGGAAUGUCUUGUUCUAGGAAGCCUGAGUUGACUCGAUUCUUGACUCUCGACUCUCCGCAGAUGGAAUAUAUCGUGCCUGAUAGUCCAGGUUGAGUAACACUAGUACAAGUCGUACGAGUUGCACAAUUCCCUACUCCAACCUCGCAUACCUCUCUCUGGCACCUUCUCUGGUCCUCUCAGCAAAAGCAUCAUACUUGCCCUUUGUGUUCCUCUCGGCCUCGACGACAGCAUCGCCUAAUUUGCCGCCUUCCGCUCCCAGACCUACACCUGCAACAUAAAUGUCCUGACUGAUUGGGGCGGUCAUGCCUUCGCCCGUGGCUCCCAGGCCUUGGCCCGCCGUAUAACCCAUCUUACUGAGCAAAGACGCGCCCUUCGAUUGUGGCAUACCAGUCUGAGCCGUCGUCGUUGCUGUGGCGGUCCCAGGGUCGUUGCCACCAUCUGCCGAGACUUGCAGUUGUUUUCUGGCAUGGCCACCGCCACCACCGACAUGUUCACCUUUUUUAUUAAACACACCAUAAAUCUUCCGCCGCUCCCGCGCCCGGUCACGGUACUGUGUGGCAGUAAGGACAGCAGGUUCAUGCUUGACCCCAUGUUUGGCCAGUUUCGCCUUUGCUUUCUUGACCUUGGCUUCAUCCUUGAGGUUUUGCCGGUGUAGAUCACUCAGCCGCUCGUGCUUGUUGACGUCGGCAUUGUUGGUGAACUGGCGCAUGCAGAGAUAGCAGCAGUGUCUGGCAGGGUCCGCAUACGACUGUGACGGUGGGGCUGAGAUGUUGUCACUGUUAUUAUCGCUCGAUCUUGCGUUAUCAUCGCCGGUUCCGACGCCGCCAAUCCCGGCUUUUGAUCCGAUUCCGUGCAAUUCGGCAUGUCUGUUGCUCCAGAAUUGAAGAUGAGACGGAGCAGCCUUUUUGACACCCCCGGCGGCAGCAGUGUCGGCGUCUGCUAGGGCUUUGCGUUUCUUCGGUUUCUCAGCCGUGUCUUUCGCUACUUUGGGCUCAGCUAUCGAGUUUUUGUUUGCCGUGGUGGCUUGUGCAGGCAUUGACACAGCUAGCUCGGUGACAUAUGCCGCCUCAUCCCAAUACGCUAGCUUCAUGGCCGGAUUGUUCAGUGGGCUGAAUGUAAAACGCUCGGAGCCGGGCUCAGGGUUCAUGACAGGCACAAAGACCCCUGCAUGGAUAUAGCUGACCAGGACCUGUUUCGACGCAAUGGUGAACCGCUCCAUCGAAAUGUACCGUGUCAAAGCCGCCUGUGCAUCCUCGAUAGAAGCAUACUCAGCAAAGCCGUACCGCCAGCUUUCAUUGCUUCUUCUAUCCCGCACCAAGAGAACACGUCUGAGAGAACCUUCCUUCGCUCCCAGGUUCGCGUUGCCGGUAGUCGAGGCAACCUUGGCGCCCUUUUUAGUGGCCGUUUCCUCGCGUUGAUUAGCCGAUGGUCCAGGUUUAUUCAGCUUGGCCACGCCCUUGGCCAGCAACUCUUCUGUCACUGAAGGCUCCAGACCUCGAAAAAGCAGAAACUGCGAUGGCGCAUUAUCGAGCGAAACAUCAUUGUCGCCAACAUUUGGUGCUUUGGCAGGGACUUCAAAUCCGGGCUCUGCGCAGACAUGAGCACUUGGUCAACCAAAAGAAAGGAGGAAAAAAUCAAUCUGACCUGGUCUCGGUGCUUGACAUCGGAAACACAUGCUUCGUGUGGAGAAGUUGUUGAUGGCGCACUUUGGAUUUUAUUAGACAUAUGAACCGACAUCCUGGGUUAUGCUCAACUCACCAUCGAGCAGAUCCAGUCGUCCUCAUCAGGUCGAGGCGCCUCCUUCCGUUCGCGCCCGAAAGCGAGCCGGACUUUACACACUCCAGGAGAUUCAUCGUAAUCACCGUAGAGAUAGAGAAACGGGUAGUGCUUGUCCAUAAAAGACUCUGCUUGCUGCAAGCUCGAGAAGCGGAGGAACCCGAAUCCCCGUGACUGUUCUGAAGGAUCAUGUGAGCUAUCUGGAAGCGUGAUAUCAUCCCGAAGACUUACUGGUUUGUCGGUCGCAAAUGACACGAACGUCGUCCAAGCCAUUGACAUGAUAAUACUGUUUCAACUCGACGCUAAUCUGUCACGGCAAAAAGUCCACAUCUUAGCACAUCAUGCCACACUCAGACACGAAAAGUAAGUGGGGAGAAGAAGAACAAGGAGGGGAAAAGUGUGAUGGUUGUUUUUUGUUCAAAGGGCAG